This is a messenger RNA of Cherax quadricarinatus, 1431 nucleotides long. RefSeq lists its product as uncharacterized. The record is from RefSeq and is a predicted model, not a curated record. Lineage: Eukaryota; Metazoa; Arthropoda; Malacostraca; Decapoda; Parastacidae.
UCUGUCAGUUGUCCUUGGGUGAAGGUACACUCACGUACCCUUGCAUUAUUUACUACUAUCAUGCUAAGUUCACUUCGGAAAGAAACUCUGGCAUGUUGUAUGUGGAGUGUUCUGGUUGUGUGUACACAGAUGAUGUACGUGCACUCGCUGUUCAUCCUCCCGGGUCACCUAAAUGAAAUAUUUCAAGCCAUUCGUGUAAGGACUGUCCCAAAUCACUGCUUCGUUAGUUUAUCACUGUGCAAGUUGGACUGUGAAGAGUGUGGCACCUGCUAUGAAAAGUACAUAAAAUGUGCAUUUCGUGGAGGCUUGGCACCUACCGUAUUUACAACCUCCUAUACUUCAGUCAUACAGCAGACUUCUGAAGCUACCCUUGCGUCUUCCCCCAGUAGCCAAACUGAUCUGAUGCACAGUACCAUGAAGUCUAAAUCUUCUGAUGCCAUUCCUCUGGGACAACUUCCAUCUUCUGGAGCGCAAGACAAUGCCAUUCAUUUACACACUGGUAAAACACUAUUAGAGAAUUAUACGCUAGAGGUUUCAACCAUUCACAAAAUGCCGGACACUUCUCUUGAUGUGUUUAUGGCAACCAGUUCAUUAGUUCUUGACGGGCCUCUUCUAGUACCAGCCAGCACUCUUGGUCCUGCAGUUAAUUUACUGUUGCCAACUAGCUCUAUUGCUCCGGAAGAUUCAUUACUGUUGGUGGCUAGUACAAACUCUCCUGAAGAGACCUUACUCGUGUUGUCUAGUACCAAUGCUCCUGAAUUUUUACCGGUGCCAGCCAGUUCACUUUCUUCUGAUCCUCUUCUGGUACCAGCCAGUUCGUUUGUUUCUGAAACUCCCUGGUUUAUGCCGGCCAGUCCGUUUGGCCCUGAAGAAUCACUUGUGCUUACUAGCUCGUUGGGCCCUGAAGAACCUUCCUUAAUGCCAGCUAGUUCAUCUGAAAACCCUUCGUUAGCGAUUUCCAGUUCAUAUGUUCCUGAAGAAUCGUCAUUCAUACCUGUCAGUUCAUUUCGCCCAAGAGCACCGUUAGCGAUGUCGCCCAGUUCAUUAGCUUCUAGCGAGCUCCUAGAGAUGCCAACCAACUCAGCUGUUCCGUCGCCCAGUUCAGUAGCUUCUAACAGGCUCCUAGAGAUGCCAGCCAGCUCUGCUGCACCGCCUGUGCCAGUCAAUCCUUUGGGUCCUGCCUUGCAUACACUUGUGCCCAUCAGCUUUGAGGAAAGCGAAGGAGAUUCUGAUUACGAAUAUUUUUAAAAAUUGUUUUGACUAAAUUUUUAAUUUUUUUUUUUUUUUUACCUUUUGGCCCCCUGAGUAUGGUGGGAGGGUAAUAGCUUAAUACUAAAUGUUUCUGUAAUUUAACAUUACUUCCUCCCCAAUUUUAUUACUUUGGGGACCUACUAUGAGUAGACGGAAUAAAAUAUAUGAUCGUCUAUUUAU